AUGCGAUUUACUACCUUUGCCGAUGAGGAAGAGUCCGAUGAGAAGGAGCAACUGCCGACGAUUGUGCCUCAGGCUGAGGCCUUUGGCUCAAGCAGCCUCGCAAAUUUGUGCUGCCUCUUCAGUGGCACUGAGGCCAAAAAUAAGGGCGAUGACGAUGUACGUAACCUCUGGAAAACUCAGGUACAGUGGAAAAUCGCUCACUUUUCUAAUUUAGGGUAUCAGAGCUAUCCAACUCGUCACUGCGCAAACUAG
Molecule: messenger RNA, 252 nt
Organism: Gongylonema pulchrum
Lineage: Eukaryota; Metazoa; Nematoda; Chromadorea; Rhabditida; Gongylonematidae
Source: the annotation of a GenBank genome assembly